UGCAGGUACCUGGACAAAUCGCUAGAGAGUGACGUGCCUCAACACGAGAAAUACCUGGUGUUCUCCGCCGUGUACGCCAACCUAAACGGUGGUCCGGAUGCAGCUCUCGAGUUCCUCGCCGAGAAAGGAGCAGACAAUUUGGCUAAAGCAUAUGGCGAGAACAGAAUGCAGUCUCUUCUAAAUGGACUGGCAGGCUACGUGAACACUCCCGAAGGGAAGCAAAAGGUG
This is a messenger RNA of Gryllus bimaculatus (two-spotted cricket), 228 nucleotides long. The record is from the annotation of a GenBank genome assembly. Lineage: Eukaryota; Metazoa; Arthropoda; Insecta; Orthoptera; Gryllidae.